Oikopleura dioica is the source of this 1335-nucleotide messenger RNA. The record is from the annotation of a GenBank genome assembly. NCBI's taxonomy places the organism in Eukaryota, Metazoa, Chordata, Appendicularia, Copelata, Oikopleuridae.
AUGAGAAGAGAGGAGAGAAACGAAAAGCAGCUUGCGAAUAUAUUGCUUUUUCUCGUUUUCGUCACCGUGAUUCUUAUACAACGAUUUCUGUACGAAGAAGCGAUCAAGGAUUUUUCAACGAGAAUUAUUAGUGAUGAAGUCAACAUAUUUGAAAGCUUCAUUCGCAAGAGAAUCGAGAACGAUAUUGAAGAAGGAAUCGACUCCAUUGUUGAAAAUCAAGCUGAAAUCAAGGAAGAGAAAACCAUUUGGAAGAAAGUAGAAGGAAAGUACAUUCAAAAAUGCACUACUGACAGAUGCAAAUUGUUCGAAACAUUGGAAGACGCAAAAGAAAAUUGCUUGAAAAACGACGAUUGCUUCGGAAUAACUGGAAUAAACGAUGAAUUUAUAUUGAGAAGAGGCCCUAAACUUGUUGAAAGCCCUCUUGGUGAAAACUCCUGGGUCUAUGUGGCCGACCUUGAAUGCUCAGAGAUAGAACAUGACAUAUUCCUUGAUCUUCAGAAGCUUGAAGAAAAUUAUCCAGCUCUCAAAGGAAUCAAAAGAAGAAAUAGAGUCACGAAUAAAUGCUUUUAUCCAGGUUAUCAAAUCGUUAACUCGAUCAUCCGUUUCAAUCCAAACCUCAAGCCAAAGAUCCUAACGCAACCUGACAACUGCCACUUUUCAUGUUCUGAGAAAAUUUCGCUGAUUUUUGGGAUCAAAACAAUGCCUCAAUCAGCUCUCGCCAGAGAGAAGAUCCGAAAAACCUGGCUAAGGAAAGAUAUCUGGGAAUGGCUAGGAGUCCAGAUCAAAAUUGUAUUUCUCAUCGGGAGACCAUCAAAAGAAAAUGCUCUUCAGGAAGAAAUCGAGAAGCAUAAAGAUAUCCUGAUGUUGGACAUGGAAGAAAGCCAUCACGGACUGCCUUUCAAAGGCAUUGCCUUCCUAAAUUUCAUCAAGCAAUCCUGCUCUUCCGUCGAAUUCGUGUUCAAGGGCGAUGAUGACAUUCUCCUCAUCCCUCAAAAUCUCAAAAAAGAAAUCGACAAGCUCAAGGACUCAAAAGUUUUCGAAGCUCUUGCAAUCCCCGGUUUCCCUGUUUUUCCGUUGGACGAUGUUUACAUCGGGUCCCUUAUGGUCGCUUCUGGAAUGCGCGAAAAAGCGCAAAGAUCGAAUGAGACCUGCAAUGGAAUUCUUGCGACAAAUGCUGCCAUCCAAAAGAAUGAUUUUUGUGCUCUACGUCAAGUACCAGUCGCGCACAAAGUUACCAACUAUACAGCGCUACAAUCGAUGUUUCAAAAAGUUGUUUCUGUAAAUUUGGACUGCGAAAAGAACAAAGAAGAUUUUUUAUUAUUUGAUGAUCUUUAA